Messenger RNA from Prunus avium (sweet cherry), 1722 nucleotides. RefSeq lists its product as uncharacterized. The record is from RefSeq and is a predicted model, not a curated record. NCBI's taxonomy places the organism in Eukaryota, Viridiplantae, Streptophyta, Magnoliopsida, Rosales, Rosaceae.
ACCCACCAUCCACCACAUUGGUAACUUCAGGACGACAUCGCAGCCGUUCAUUUCCUUUCAUCUAUUUACCCGUCGCCUUCCCAAGAUUCAGUCCUCUAUUCAAUCUUCCGCAGCAGGGUAAAUAAAUCUCUCAAGGCUCGAUUUCCAGUGUAUCCAUGGCAAAGAAACGAGGCAAGGCGUCAAAGGGAAAAGGCCUACCUUUAAGUCACGAAGAUGGGAGUAAAAAGAUAGGAAAGAGUUUAACGAAGAAAAAAAAGAAAUCUAGGAAGAUAAGUGCAUCUUCCAUGCCUACACCUGCACCUGUGCUUAACAGUGGCCCUUCUGCUUCCAAUGUUUCUCAUGCUACUUCAUCUAGUCAUGCUAAUCCUACUACCAGGGAAAAGGUUGGGCCCAAAAAGAAUGAGAAGGAUAGUGGGCAAUCACAUUCUGGUUUUAUAUUCAUGUGUAAUGGAAAAACGAAACCUGAAUGCUAUCGAUAUCGUGUUUUUGGGCUACCCUUGGGAAAGGUAGAAGUUGUAAAGAAGAUUAGACCUGGUACAAAGCUAUUUUUAUAUGACUUUGACUUGAAGCUCCUUUAUGGCACAUACAAGGCAACUUCAAAUGGAGGAUUGGAUUUGGAGCCAAUUGCGUUUAAGGGGAAAUUUCCUGCACAGGUCAGAUUUAAGAUUUUCAAGGACUGUUUACCUCUUCCGGAAAAUGCCUUGAAAGUAGCUAUCAAAGACAACUAUCAGGGAGAUUCCAAGUUUAAGCAAGAGCUCAAUAACAAACAGGUGCAUGCUUUAAUCUCAUUGUUCCGCCCAAUCACUGCAUCUCUGCCUACUCCUGCUGCCCCUCUCCCAGAUGUGGUUAGAUCAGGCUCAUUUCGAUCUCCUAUUACAGAAGAAGAAUUUCAUCCAACAGCAAAACUGUGUUUUCAAGAGGGCUCCUAUUUACCUGGCGUGCAAUGUACUCAUGAAUUACCAAUCCAUAUGCAAUCCAAGCGGGUAGUCAGAUAUCCACUUUACGAUAAAUAUGAGGUUGAAACACACGUGCCACGUGCUACAGAACCUCGACAUGUUCAGCAUGCUUCUCUUCCCCAUGAUGCCGAUUCCUAUUAUUUAGCAGCAGAACAUGAGCCAUACUUGCCUGAACAACCUUUCCUGUCCUAUCAGGAUGCAUAUCGAAGGUAUAGGGUCACACUUGAGGACGAGAUGGUUCCCAGAGAUCAAGUUGUUACGUAUAGAAGCGAGUAUGACAGGUCACAGUUGCGGCAGGGAAGGGAGCGAGAUGUUUUUGCACAUUCCGAUUAUGCUGCUGAAUCGUAUAGUCGAGAUUUGCCCACUGCUGCAGCCUCACAUGUUAUGUUGCAAUCACAUUCUUUAGCACCAUCUUAUGAACGGCCAUCAGCUUACCAACCGUAUUAUCAAGUGACAGCCCAUCAGGAUGAGAGCUGGGUGUAUGCUGAUCCUCUUCAAAGACCAUUGCAUGGUAGCUCUAACUCAGUUGAGGCAAAUGUGCCAAUCUCUUCACGCUUUUCUUUCACUAGAGCUGCCCGUUACCACUGAACAAGACUUGGAUGUGCAGAUUUAUCUCAAGUCACACUGGUAUGGUUUGUGUUGCUUUAUUGUCAAAUGCCGAUUGGAGCUCACGAUACAAUGAUCAUAGUUGUCUUUAGUUUCCUGCCAGAGAACAGUUUAUUAUUUUUAGGCUUAUUAUCACAAAACAUCCCUGACGUUUGCGAAA